Molecule: messenger RNA, 636 nt
Organism: Daldinia loculata
Lineage: Eukaryota; Fungi; Ascomycota; Sordariomycetes; Xylariales; Hypoxylaceae
Product: trimeric LpxA-like protein
Exons: 3
Coding region: 1-636 (211 amino acids)
Molecular function (GO): acetyltransferase activity
Source: RefSeq, a predicted model, not a curated record
AUGGUGCCAAAGGUCGACGAAGGCGAGAACCUCGCUCGCAUGGAACGCGGGGAGCUUUACUAUGCCUUCACUCCGCAACUGAUAGCCGAGCGACAACGAUGCACACGUAUCCUUAGCCGACUCAACAGCGCUGGAGAGUUGAGCCGCCGCGAGAUCGCGGGAUACUGGAAAGAAAUAACCAAGGAUGAUCGCCCUCUUCCUCCUCCCGCAGCAACAGACGAAGAAGAGGAUGCGAUCCUUCACGAAUAUCCCUGGAUUGAACGACCGAUUAGAAUGGACUAUGGUACCAACGUUAAAGUCGGAAGCAAUGUAUUCAUAAAUGUCAACUGUACUAUAAUUGAUACCUGCACGGUGUCGAUUGGGUCACGAACUCUUGUUGGGCCGAAUGUAUCCUUUUUUAGCGGGACGCACCCCCUGGAUCCGGACCUGCGCAACGGCACCAACGGACCAGAACUCGGCAAGCCGAUUACCAUCGGUAACGACUGCUGGAUAGCCGGGAAUGUGAUAAUACUCCCCGGCGUGACGAUUGGUGAUGGGUGUACGAUUGGUGCGGGAAGUGUUGUGACCAAGAUUGAGCGGAAGUUUAAAGCUGAACAGGACGCUCUAAAAAGUAAGCUCGAGGCACCCGAGUCAUAA